This is a messenger RNA of Pyrenophora tritici-repentis Pt-1C-BFP, 2844 nucleotides long. The record is from RefSeq and is a predicted model, not a curated record. Lineage: Eukaryota; Fungi; Ascomycota; Dothideomycetes; Pleosporales; Pleosporaceae.
AUGAGCGUGACCAUCCAUGAGUCGCAGAUGAUGCCCUUGUAUGGCGCCGACUCGUCCGACCGUCUCUCCUUUGCACACGCACAAACUUCGUCGACUGCACGCGAGACCCGCGACGCGCCCGCCAAUGGAUCCCACCAACACCAAUCUAUGAACGGGUCCACACAGCAGCGCAAGUCGACCGACCGCCCGAGCAGAGACGACGGCUACUUUGCCUCGAUACAUAGCAGCAAAACCAAGGACCGUCUUUGCGGCAGCACCACCCACGUCGAGCUCGGCCAGAUGAAUGCAAACGACGGCGCCCGAGAGGCGAGUAGAGACUUUCAUGUUCCGCACCUUGGCCAAGUCACCAAUUCCGCUUACAGUGCUGCGCCUGCGCCUGCACCUGCACCUGCACCGUCACCGUCACCGUCGCCCAUGCCUCAACCCGAUGAUGGCACCUCAGCCCUGCAGAUACCCAACCAAGGGCAGCGCGUCUCUUCUCCGCCUGCCUUCAACCACAACAGCCCCGGCCCCUCCCAGCAUCCUCAUCGCCUGCAGCAGCGUCACACCCUCGAGGUCCCCAAAGUGCAGACGUCGCGCGCCCGCGAGCCCCAGCAGAACAACACCGACGACGUCGUCACCGCAAGCGGAAGAUUCUCGCCCACGACGCCCCACCGACGGAGAGGUUCCAUGUCGCUGGUGCGUAGGACCACGCGCUCCAUCCACUCCGACAUGCCCCCCGAGGACGUGCACCAGGACGACGAGGCUGCGCGAUGGGCCGAGCACAUCCGUCAGAAGCGGGCGAGCAAGAGGAAGCGCAAGGAGGACGAAGAUGAGGACCGCGUCGUAGUCGGCACAAAGGUCGACCAGAACCACGUCAAUUGGGUGACCGCCUACAACAUGCUGACAGGAAUCCGCUUCACCGUGUCGAGAACAAACGCCAAGAUGGACCGAGAGCUCACCGAUGCCGACUUUGACGCGAAGCAUAAGUUCUCGUUUGACAUGUAUAUACCCUAUGGACGCAAGAUCCAUUUCGUCGUCAUGAACAACCUGUUUCCUCCACAUCGCGAUAUCCACCGCACAUUCGAUCUCAAGGGUUCGACUAUCGGGCGAGACUUCAAGGAAGAUAACCUCGAGACUAACCCCCGCGCAACACUAAAGGACCUCAACUGGCUGCGCAGGAACCAGCAUCUCGAACUCGGUCCCACCAAAAAGAAAAUGUUCAUCGAGCAAAUGCAAAAGGACGUGAAACUGCUGCAGCGUUUGCACAUUAUGGACUACUCACUUUUGAUUGGUAUCCACGACUUGGAAAAGGGCAACGAGGAGAAGCUGCGAGACAAGACACUCCAGGUCUUUUCGCCGGGCGGUGAAGAGGAGCCAGAACCAGGACCACAUCAGCUCUUACGCACACCUUCAAAACUAGAAAGUGCGCGGAAAGCCAGGGAACUGAGACAAAUGGUCCAGACACAAAAGCCAGUACCGAUGGGGCAAACAUCGAGCAAGAUGCCAGAUGAGUUGGAAGAUCCUAACCGGAACUUUUACUUCUACUCCGACGAUGGUGGCUUCCGAGCCACUCACGAAGAUAAUGCGCCUGGCGAAGAGAUCUACUACCUCGGCAUCAUUGAUUGUCUGACACAUUACUCUUUCAUUAAACGCAUGGAGCACUUUAUCAAGGGCAUUGCCAACACAGAAUCACAAAUAUCCGCGAUUCCUCCAGAGCGGUACGGCGAUCGCUUCAUCAAGUUCAUCAGCGCUGUCACAAAGACGAGGGAAGCAGCUGAGCGGGAGAAGCGGGAAGAGGCCACCAAUAAUCUCAACCAUCUCUCUCUCGACGGCGUUGAUAAUGUCAUCCAAAAGGCUGAGCAUCAGGCUGAUCGCUCACGGAAACAAGGGCACACAGAGGAGAACGUACCGAAUCUACACAUGAGAGCAGUACGCAGCCCUUCUGCAGAAAGAGGCGAAAUAGGCACCACACUUCCGGUAGUUGAGGAGGCUGGCGAGUCUUCGAGUGUUGGCGGACACAGCAACCGGAGCGCUUCAGAGGCGGCUACAGGUGCAAAUGGAAACAGCAGAGGUGUAGCGGCCCCACCACCACAGCUUUCCGGAACACCCUACCUCGGACCUCCACAGCUUCAGGCGAGAGCGCGGUCAGGAGAUAGGGGGAGAGAGCAGGCACAUGGGAGAGCGCCACCAACACCACCAAAGGAGUUUGGGGUGACGGGCAACGAUGGCCGGCCACCUACACCACCAAAGGACGAGUACAUACCCAACAGGAAUUCUGGACCUCCCACACCACCAAAAGAGGACAAGAGCAGAGGAGGCAUUCCCAGGUCAUCGCUAGACAAGGAUCUACCGCGAACACCACUGGAAACCACCAUCCGCGUCAACUAAAAGAAGAAAACUCUGUCUCUCUCUGGAACAAAAGGGCAUCACAAAAUUUCCUUGUUCUUUACCUUUUUUAAUCCAACAUGGCCGGAAAGAAGAAGAAGAAGAGCCUUGUGUGCUAUUAUUGUUGUUUUUUUGCAUACCCAUACCCCCCAAACACCAAGGCUUUCUUGGUUUUGUGUGCGUGUGUAUCUUGCCCCUCCUACCUUGAGCUAUAUAUCACCUUUCAGUUUUCUUCUUGUCUUUUUCUCUUUCUCUCCCUUUUCCUUUGUUUCAGCAAAACCAACAUCCUCUUACCACCCCCCAACCGAACCCCCUUCUUGCGUCACCGCGAAUGCAAUGAUACCAAUGAGCAGAAAUAGCCGUUUUCCGUUCGCCGCUUAACCCUCUCCUCCCCCUUCCCUACGCGUCUACCUCUCUCAAACCCUUUGUGUAUAACAACAGAGGGGGUUGGCUCGGCGGGGAAUAUAAUGCUCGUGU